Molecule: messenger RNA, 2485 nt
Organism: Juglans regia (Persian walnut)
Lineage: Eukaryota; Viridiplantae; Streptophyta; Magnoliopsida; Fagales; Juglandaceae
Product: calmodulin-binding protein 60 C-like
Exons: 8
Coding region: 586-2220 (544 amino acids)
Biological process (GO): regulation of salicylic acid biosynthetic process
Cellular component (GO): nucleus
Molecular function (GO): sequence-specific DNA binding; DNA-binding transcription factor activity; calmodulin binding
Source: RefSeq, a predicted model, not a curated record
UGGAGCUAUGUCUGCAUAUAAAAACUGAAACUUUAAUUUCUCCGACAUUCCGGAGUAACUCUUUGGAACUGACUGAGUUUCUAAGUUCCGACAUGUAUGCUUUUGGUUCUGCUUAGAGUGUGGGUGAUGAAUUUCAUCGAUGCCGUCACACUCGACACACCUAAACGCGUAUAUGUGGAAAAUUAUAGCAUUCCUUAGUACUUUUCAAUCAUUACGCGUUUGAUUUGUUGGCUGAAUAUACCAAAAGCGUGAGAAACUUUAAAAUCUGUGUAUUUAAUGAAUAAAUCGACCAAUUCUAAGUUCAAACUGCUACUUCGUAAUAUCUCAAAGAUUUAAUACUAUAUCUAUAUAAUACUGCAUAUAAAUCUUCUCAUCUUUUCCUAAAUCAAAUACCUUUGGGAUAUUCAGUAUGCUAUUGACUUUUACGAUUUGCCCUUAUUUGUUUUAAAAUAUGUAAAUAUAAAGAGAGAGCUGACGUUUGAAAAUGAAGCUUCGCUGCACCUUACCUCUUCCUGUUUUAUAAAUAUUCAGAAUCUGUAUUUGUUUCGGUUACAUUGUACUGGUUAUUUUUGCUGUCUUGCUUUGAUGGUUGUGAAGAGGCAUUUUAAUGGGGAUAAAGAUGGUUCUGAACCGUCUAAGCGCAGACAAGAAUUUCGGAUGCGGGCUUUUCCACGUGUGGUUUCAGAGCGUGAGGUUCAACAAUUCUGGGAACCUUUUUUUCGAAGAGUGGUACAGGAGGAGUUGGAUCGUGUUUUGCAAUCAAUUCACCCAUGUCCAAGAUCCUCGCCUCAGCCUGCUGCAUCUGGGGUGAGGAGCUUGCAUUUGCGCUUUGUCAAUGCAUUGCCCUCUCACAUAUUCACAAAAAAUAGCUUAAAAGCUGAGGAUGGUACACCCAUCAGAAUUGAACUGUUUGAUACUCGGUCCGGGACUAUAGUCAAAGCCGGUCCUCUUUCCACAAUAAAGCUUGAUAUUGUCGUCCUUGAUGGUGAUUUCUGUUCUGAUGACCAUGAAGACUGGACCGAGCAGGACUUCAAUGCCAGUGUUGUACAUAAAAGAGAAGGUAAAAGGCCAUUAUUGGUUGGGGCUGUGAAAGUGACCUUGAUCGAAGGUGCUGGAUGUAUCGGUGAUAUCCAAUUCACUGAUAAUUCAAGCUGGACGAGAAGUAGAAAAUUUAGGUUAGCAGCAAAACUUGAGCAAAAGCUUUCUGGUGAAGUAAAAAUCAGGGAAGCUACAAGUAGAAAAAUUGUGGUAAAAGAUCACCGCGGAGAACUGAAUAAGAAACAUGAAACUCCAUCCUUGGGGGAUCCAAUAUGGCGUUUGAAGAAGAUACGAAGAGAUGGUACAAACUAUAAUCAAUUGACUUCUUCUGGAAUUCUAACCGUCAAAGACUUACUGCUGCAACACGCAAUCAAUCCAUUCAAAUUACGCAAUCUUUUGAAAAGGGUGGCAGAUAGAAAAUGGAAGGAAAUCCUAGAAAACGCAAUGGCUUCUGUUGCAAAUGAUCAUAAGCUUUAUGCUUACCACAGGGCUGGUGAACCUGUUGGCCUCCUGUUCAAUUCUAUCUAUCAGGUUGUAGCGGCCACAAUUGAUGGCCAAAACUAUUGUCCUGUGCAAACACUAAGCUUAGGUGAUAAGCACGCUGUGGAAGUUGUGAAGCAGCAAGCGUACGAAAAUAUCAAUGAUUGGGUCCCGGCCAAUGAGCUAUCAACUGUAAGCUUUUCAAGGCCCUCAGGAAGUCUACAGAAUUAUCCAUUUAAUGUUCCAGAACAAAGUCCACAACAAUUUGAGUUCCCACUUCCAGUCACACAUCAAGAUCAAGAAGAAAUAUGGCCGAAUUUCAACCACUCACAUCCGUCAUUUUCAGCAUCACAUGCCCAAGCAGGAGAAACAAGCAAUCAAAUAGAAGCUUCUGGACUACAAAGCAGUCAUCUAAUGCCUGGCAACGGUUUGAUUGAUGAUCAUUGGAUUCAACAUUACAACACAGAGGUGCAAGUUUUGCCAAGUGUUUAUACACCUGAUAUCAUUCCCGGGACACCAUGGAUGCAGGGAAAUGAUCUUUUCAUUUUUCCGAGCAACCAAGCAGAUUUUGACAACUUCACUCUCUCCAACUCUGGUGUGCCUAUUUCAAGGGCUGGAAAGGCAGCAUGGUGUAAGAUUCGGGCUGCUGUCAAGUGGAGAAAAGUUUGGCGGGAUGUGGCUGCUAAAAGAUUGGCAUUCUAGACUCUAAUUGUGAAGAAGUUCUCCUUGGGAAGGUUUUACCUAUAUCUAUAUUAGCUUAAUUUGUAAGAUACCUUUUUCAGCAACCCCAUCCUUUCCUUCUUAUCAAGUUCAGUGAAGGAGAACAUGUAACUGUGUGAUUCUUGGGUCAUUAUGUACAAAGUAUUUUAGUGAUCGAUAUGACACUGUAUAAUACCUCAUAUUAGGGUAAAGGAAGGUGGUGACUAUCAUUCCACAUGGUUUGGGAAUAAAAAGUUAUUGCCCUUUA